Messenger RNA from Erigeron canadensis, 1890 nucleotides. RefSeq names its product DEAD-box ATP-dependent RNA helicase 5. Gene Ontology annotation, biological process: rRNA processing. The record is from RefSeq and is a predicted model, not a curated record. Gene Ontology annotation, molecular function: RNA binding; RNA helicase activity; ATP binding. Gene Ontology annotation, cellular component: nucleolus. The transcript is spliced from 13 exons. The coding region runs from base 154 to 1761 and encodes 535 amino acids. Lineage: Eukaryota; Viridiplantae; Streptophyta; Magnoliopsida; Asterales; Asteraceae.
AUUAUAAACAAAGUCCACCAACCUCUAAAACCCUAAAAUUUGCUUUCCCCUCAAACAUCUCUUCAGCCUCUCUCCGCCAUUUUCAGUUUCUUGUGGCCACAAACCUUUUAUUAUCAUAAACCAAGAAACUGAUUUCCUUCUUCUUCAUUCAUCAUGCCAACAAUCAACGAUUCCACUACUAAAUCUGAAAAGAAACAAAAAAACAAAAGAAAGCUUCAAGACCCAGAACAAGAAGAAGCUGCUGAAAUAGUCCAAGAACCACCAAAAAAAGAAAAGAAAAAGAAGAAAAAAGAAAAGAGUGAAAAGAUUCAAGAUUUUGUUAAUGGGGAUGAAACCCUUAAUGGGUCUGAAGAAUUAAGUGAGAAAAAGAAGAAAAAGAAACAAAAGAAAGAAGCAGAAGAAGAAGAAAUCAAGAAAAUUGGUGUUGAUGAAGUUAGGGAAACUGAAGAUAAUGUUGUGGUUUCAGGGAAAGAUAUAAAUGAUAUAAAGUAUAAACCCUUGAAAUCUUUUUCAGAAUCAAAGCUAUCUGAUCAAUUAUUGGAAUGUUGUAAAAAUUUUAACAAGCCUUCACCAAUUCAGUCAAAUUCUUGGCCUUUUCUUUUACAUGGCCGUGAUUUUAUCGGUAUUGCGAAAACUGGGUCAGGGAAAACAUUGGCUUUUGGAAUACCUGCUAUGAAUCAUAUCUUGAAUAAGAGGAAAAAUAUGAAUGCCAAGAAAGUUAUUCCGCUUUGUCUCGCACUUGCACCGACACGAGAACUUGCUCAACAGAUUUAUGAUGUCAUAUCUGAGGCUGGGAAACCAAGUGGUAUUCGAUCAGUUUGUGUAUAUGGAGGAACUUCUAAAGGGCCUCAAAUAUCUGCUCUAAAAUCUGGCGUGGAUGUUGUUGUUGGAACUCCCGGGCGUUUGAAGGAUUUAAUAGAAAUGGGCGUAUUGCAGCUACAGGAGGUUUCUUUUGUGGUACUUGAUGAAGCAGAUCGGAUGCUUGAUAUGGGAUUCGAACCAGAAGUUCGAUCUAUUCUUAGCAAAACAAGUUCAGUUCGUCAAGUUGUAAUGUUCAGCGCAACAUGGCCUUUAGCAGUUAAUCAGCUUGCUCAGGAAUUUAUGGAUCCAAAUCCUGUUAAGGUUGUUGUAGGAUCAGAGGAUUUAGCUGCCAAUCAUGAUGUCAUGCAGAUAGUGGAGGUCUUGGAAGAUCGAGCACGUGAUGAACGUUUAGUUACAUUGCUAGAGAAAUACCACAAGUCAAGAAGGAAUAGAGUUCUGGUAUUCGUUUUGUACAAGAAGGAAGCAUCCCGAGUUGAGAAUAUGUUGCAAAGAAGAGGUUGGAAGGUUGUUUCUAUAAGUGGUGAUAAACAACAAAGGGCUCGUACCGAAGCUCUCCAGCUAUUCAAGGAUGGCACCUCUCCACUACUGAUAGCUACGGAUGUAGCUGCUCGAGGGUUGGAUAUUCCAGAUGUUGAAGUUGUAAUAAAUUACAGCUUCCCGUUGACCACCGAGGAUUACGUCCACAGAAUUGGAAGAACAGGACGUGCUGGUAAGAAGGGUGUUGCACAUACCUUCUUCAUGAAGGAAAAUAAGGCACUUUCUGGAGAGCUGAUAAAUGUUCUUAGAGAAGCAGGGCAAAAUGUACCUGCCAACCUUUUGAACUUUGGUACUCAUGUUAAGAAAAAGGAGUCAAAGCUGUAUGGAGCCCAUUUUAAAGAGAUAUCUGCAGAUGCACCUAAAGCCACCAAGAUUACAUUUGGCUCAGAUGAUGAAGACUAACUUACCAAAAACAAAAUUUCUCAAUAUUUUUUUGCUCAAAUAUUUUAUAAUUUAGUGUAAUAUCUGAAAUGAAAUGAUUUUGAUACUAUUAUUGCAGUUCAUCUAAUAGCAUCUAUAUGAUUAAUUUAA